AUGAGACUUUUGAUUGCUGCAUUCGUUGCUGCAGCGUACGCUGCGCCACAAGGAUAUAGUCCUCCAUCCUCGGGAGGUGGCUUCUCCGCGGGAGGAGGUGGAGGAUUUUCCGGAGGAGGAUUCUCUGGUGGUGGAGGAUUCUCUGGUGGUGGAGGAACCUCUGGUAGUGCAUUCUCCGGCACGGGAGGUGGAGGUGGUGGUGGAGGAUCUGGAUAUGGAGGAGGAUGCAAUGCGGGAGAGGUUCUUCAUGUUGACGGUUCCUGUGUCGUUCCCAUAAUCUCACGCAACGUAUUUGUCUAUGACGCUCCCGAACAGCAAGAAGAAAGCGGUCCACCGCCAAGUAUUCCUCCACCAAGAAUCGACCACAACAUCCUAUUUGUUCGCGUUCCUGAGAAGGGAGCAGAGCCUGAGCCAAUCAUCGUUCCUCCACCAAGGCAACAGAGCGUGGUGUACGUCCUGAACAAGGAUGAUGGAGGAGGAGGACAGCAAGUGAUCGAAGUGACAGCUCCUCCACCAUCCAACCCUGAGGUUUACUUCGUUAACUAUGCUGAAGGAGAUAACCCUCAACUGCCCAUUGGAGUUGACCUUCAGACUGCUCUACAAGCGGCUGCCAACGGUGGAGGACAAGUCAUCAGCGGAGUCGGAGGAGCAGGUGGAUUUGGUGGCGGUUCUGGUGGUGGAUUUGGCGGUGGUUCCGGCGGCGGAUUUGGCGGAGGUUCCAGCGGCGGAUUUGGCGGUGGUUCUGGUGGCGGAUUUGGCAGUGGUUCUGGUGGCGGAUUUGGCGGUGGUUCUGGUGGCGGAUUUGGCGGGGGAUCUGGUGGUCUUGGUGGAGGUUCUGGUGGUAAUUAUGGACCUCCACCUGCUCCCUCGAACACUUACUCAGGGCCUUGA
This is a messenger RNA of Penaeus indicus, 891 nucleotides long. RefSeq names its product loricrin-like. The record is from RefSeq and is a predicted model, not a curated record. The coding region runs from base 1 to 891 and encodes 296 amino acids. NCBI's taxonomy places the organism in Eukaryota, Metazoa, Arthropoda, Malacostraca, Decapoda, Penaeidae. The transcript has 2 exons.